UGACCCAACUGAAGAAAUUCGCCCUCAUUAUUAUUCAUUAUUCUCACUGCACGAUUCGUUUCGCUGUCUCCCUGUCCCUUCUCUCGUGCGCAGCCUGCACUUCUUCUCUGUUUCUACUUCACCUACAUAACUUCACCAUCUCCUACUUUCUUGCUAGCUUUAACAUUAUCCCAUUGAAGAAUGGCCUUGCAAACGACAAGUCCUCCCAGUGCCCAAAUGGUUGGAAAUGCUUUUGUUGAGCAGUAUUACCAUAUUCUAUAUGAUUCUCCUGAGUCAGUGUAUAAAUUUUAUCAUGAUUCAAGUGUGCUAAGCCGACCAGAUCCCACCGGUGAAAUGACAUCAGUGACAACCCUGGAAGGUAUAAAUGAGAAGAUUCUUUCCUUGGAUUUUAAGAACUGUAAGGCUGAGAUAAAAACUGCUGAUGCUCAGAACUCCCAUAGUGGUGGAGUAUCUGUGUUAGUAACUGGAUGCUUGACGGGCAAGGACAACUUGAGAAGGAAAUUUGCUCAAUCAUUCUUUCUUGCCCCACAAGACAAUGGUUACUUUGUUCUGAAUGAUAUUUUUAGGUAUGUAGAAGAUAAUGAAGUAUUGGAAAAGUAUGCAGUCAAUAAUGUUGAUGACACCACAGCAGUCCCCUCAUUCCCGGAUUCAGAGCCCGUUCAUCAUGCUGAUCAUCCCUCAUCUGAUCCAUUAAGUUCUCAUUUGGAAGAGGAUCAAAAUGUUUCUGGAAAAAUCUAUGAACCUUCAGAAGAGAAAAAAUCGGUGAAUGAUGAGGAGUCUAUUAUGGAAUCACCGUUAGAUGCAGUUGAAGAGGACACUUCUGUCAUGGUUGAAUCGGCUUCCUUUUUAGCCCAAGACGAUGCUCCAAAGAAAUCUUAUGCAUCAAUUGUUAAAGUUGCAAAAGGUGGUUCAGGGCCAACCAAAGUUUAUGUAGCUACUAAUACAGCAAAUUUGACUCCCAAGAAAACUGAGAAUCAAUCAAUUGGAUCAGCAUCAUCUGUUUUACCGUCUGACACAUACGCUUCAGUUGAUACUGAUUUCCCUGAGACUAGUGAAGCUCAAGAGAGAGUUGAGGGUCACUCUAUUUACAUUCGAAAUUUGCCCUUAUACACGAAAAGUGCUGAGCUUGAGGCAGAGUUCAAGAGAUUUGGACCAAUCAAGCUAAGAGGUAUUCAAGUUCGAAAUAGUAAGGGAUACUGUUUCGGUUUUGUCGAAUUUCUGUCCUCAACUUCUGUGGAUAACGCAAUUCAGGCUUCACCUAUCAUUAUUGGAGGGCAAGAGGCUGACAUCGAGAGAAAGAAAACUACUCGAGUUGGCAGUAGUAGAGGUAGGUAUCCUCCUGAGAGAGAGAAGUUUUGGAAUGACAACUCCAGGGGACGCGGAAAUUAUGGUGGUGGACGAAGUUUUGGAAGAAAUCAAUAUGGGAACUUUGGGGAUUUCUCUGGUCGAAGUAAGGGUUCAUUUGGGCGAGGUGAGCGUUAUCAGCGAGGGAGAGGGAGAGGUAACCGAACAGGUGAACAAAGGCAGACAGUUUCUGCAUCAAACUCUGAACAAUAAGUUUUGGUGCCAACUUUUUGACCUAGUUAGUGCUCAGCACUUGAAAAGAAUUAGAAGAAAGUGCAGUGAUGUAGAGAUUAUGAGACAUUUCAUUAAUUUUAGGAUUUUUUUUUUUUUGCUAGGAUUGGAUUUAGAGCCCCUUUUUUCUCCCAUAGGAUGACACUGUAACCCUGAAGAAUGUGAACUCAUUCUCCAAGUUUAUUAAGUGAACUUCAGAGAAUCUGCAUGGUUGUAGUUUCUGGUAGGUGUAAUGGGAUGAGCCUAACAUCUCAGCAGGUGGGUGGUAUUAUUUUAUUGUAACUACUAUUUAUGUGGGUAUAAUUUUGAUUGAGUUACUAAAAUUUCUUAGCUGGGAUAGGGAUAUUAAAUCCCCACUUGAUCAUUUUUACA
Messenger RNA from Mangifera indica (mango), 1947 nucleotides. RefSeq names its product nuclear transport factor 2-like. Lineage: Eukaryota; Viridiplantae; Streptophyta; Magnoliopsida; Sapindales; Anacardiaceae. Bases 181 to 1557 code for a protein of 458 amino acids. Gene Ontology annotation, cellular component: ribonucleoprotein complex; cytosol. The record is from RefSeq and is a predicted model, not a curated record. The transcript is spliced from 9 exons. Gene Ontology annotation, molecular function: mRNA binding.